Neurospora tetrasperma FGSC 2508 is the source of this 4270-nucleotide messenger RNA. RefSeq lists its product as uncharacterized. Lineage: Eukaryota; Fungi; Ascomycota; Sordariomycetes; Sordariales; Sordariaceae. Gene Ontology annotation, molecular function: flavin adenine dinucleotide binding; oxidoreductase activity, acting on CH-OH group of donors. The record is from RefSeq and is a predicted model, not a curated record. The transcript has 7 exons. Bases 1 to 4206 code for a protein of 1401 amino acids.
AUGAGCGCAGAGCCAGGUAACCGUUUUUGUCUUUCUCCACACGAAAGUAACAGAUCUUCUCCCGGAACGGAUACAGACCGACGCAGUGCACAGCCCUCAUCCUCCUUAGCCUAUACCUCACGGACUCACCAGUCAAACGGGGCUCCGUCACCUCCGCCGACCCCGGCUUGUAGUGGCCACCAACUUGGAGUGAAAACCGACACCGCUGGCCUCUUCCUCGGCUCUACACAUACGAACGGCGACUCAGACGCCUCCUUUACCGAGUCACCCGCGUCCGACUUUCCCCCCACUCCCCGUAGGAGCCCUAAGCAACAACCUCAAGAUUACUCUCGGUCCAAACAAGAGUCUCACCAGAUUCCAACGGAGGGAAUCCAUGACCACCAACCUGGGGGUCCUCGCGCUCGAGCCAACACCAAAGUGCGCAGCUAUGUGGCCGACCAAGACCGUCAAGCGUUUCCAAGAAUCUCGAAGCCUGUCGAACUUAUACAGGUUGCCUACGAUGUCGUGGUUAUCGGAUCCGGCUAUGGUGGUGGCGUUGCGGCGUCACGCAUGGCUCGCACAGGCUCAUCAGUGUGUGUUCUUGAGCGUGGCCGUGAGAAGUGGCCUGGCGAGUACCCUACUGGUGCCGCGGAUGCCUUCAAGGAACUCCAUACCUCCGGUACUUUCGCACCGGGAUCUUUGGAUGGCAUACCCGUUGAGACAGGUGAUCCCACCGGCAUGUAUCACUUGAUCUUCGGAAAGGGACAAAAUGCCGUUGUGGCUAAUGGCCUCGGUGGAACAAGUCUUAUGAACGCUAAUGUCUUCAUGGAGGCCGAUAAAGGUACCUUGGCCAUGAAGGCCUGGCCUCCCGAGAUCCGAAACAAAGUAGACUCUUUGGACAAGUACUAUGAGAAGGUAGAGAAAGUGCUCGAACCGGCAGAGUACCCCGAUGACUGGCCUGAGCUUCCCAAGGCCAAACUCCUCAAGAAGCAAGCCCAGUAUAUGGGCUAUGGUGACAAGUGGAGGAAGGUCAAGCAGACCACACGCUUCCAAAACGGCCCAAAUAGCUGUGGUGUUGAGAUGUCAGCAUCAGCUUUGACCGGCCAGGAUGCUACUGGCGUCAACGAUGGCUCAAAAACGACCACGCUGGUUACAUAUCUGGCUGAUGCCUGGAACUGGGGUGCUGAACUGUUCUGCGAGUGCGAGGUGCGAUACGUCGAAAAGGCCAAGGACGAAAAUGGUAACGAUGACGGCUACCUUGUCUACUUUGCCUGGCAUGGCCGCAACCGUGGCCACUUCAAGGCCAACCUUCACGGCGAUUUGAUGUGGGUUCGGGCGCGAAAAGCAGUCUUCCUGGGCGCUGGCGCCCUUGCAACCCCUGAGAUUCUGCUCAGAAGCAAAGCGAUGGGACUUGAGAUGAGCAACUUGGUCGGCCAGAACAUGAGCGGUAAUGGAGACAUACUGGCGUUUGGCUACAACACCGACGAAACGGUGAACGGCAUCGGUCGGGCAUACCCUUCGCCAUAUAACCCCAUUGGGCCUUGCAUUACCAGUGUCAUUGACUGCAGGCAUAACCUAGAGAACCCUCUGGACGGAUUCGUCAUUGAAGAGGGCUCGGUUCCUCACGCCCUCGCCCAUUUCCUGCAAGCAAUGCUAGACUUGAUGCCGGGAAGUGAAGAGCCCAAGAACCUGACUGUCCUUGACAAAGCACACUCUGCUCUGGCUCGUUACGGUAGCCGGUUCUUAGGCCCUUACUUCAAAAAGGGUGCCAUUGAGAGGACACAGGUUUAUCUCAUCAUGUCUCAUGACAGUAACCAGGCCAUGUUGACUUUGCAGGAUGAUAAGCCAGUUCUCGAGUUCCUUGGCGUUGGUCGAAGUGAUCACGUCAAGAAGCUCAAUAACCUUUUGGCCCAAGCGACGCAGGCUGUUGGCGGUACCUAUGUCAAGAGCCCCUUCGACGCUAUGAUGGGUAACCAGCAAAUAACAGUCCAUCCGAUCGGCGGAGCUUGUAUGGCCCGAGACAAUACGGGUCGGACCGGUGUCACCAAUCAUGUGGGUGAGGUGUUCACGGGACUCGGAAGUGAGACCCACGAUGGCCUCAUCGUCACAGAUGCCGCGGUGAUUCCCACCGCUCUGGGUACCAAUCCUUUUGCCACCAUUGCUGCCCUAGCGGAGCGGUCUGUUGAAGCCUACUGUCAACGCCAGGGUUUGCACAUCAGCGAGGAGGAGAACGGCAUCCUUGAUCUGUUUGGUGAGCCACAACAUAAGCCCAAGCAGCAUUUGCCAGUGAGGACUGUCUCAAAGAUUGAAGCCAUGGAAGAAGGGCACAGUCUCGGCUACGCAACCCGAGCUAUUCAAAUGGCCAAGGAACUUUGCUCGAGCGGCAUGGGUUUCACUGAGGUCAUGUCUGGCUUCAUCCACCAUGACCCCACCAUGAAAACGGAUGAACGGUCUACAUACGAGCUUGCCUACCGGACCGCCAAAUCGCGCUGCGAAAGCGCUCGCUUCUUCCUCAGUGUGCAGGCUUUCGACACCUUUAGGACCCUUUCGCAUGCUCAGCAUCGUGCCAUGCUUACGGGAACCUUUGUGUGCCCCGCAAUUCCCGGCUCACCGUUCAUGGUUCGGAGAGGCGAAUUCAAUUUGUUCAUCAUUGAUGACAAGGCGCCUGGUACCCGGAACUUGACGUAUGAUUUUGAUAUGACCGGCGUCGAUGGCAGGAGGCUGCAUUUCCAUGGUUACAAGGUUGUCGAUUCGUCUGUUGCGCUAGACCCUCUGCAGUUUUGGCGCUCGACUAGCACACUCUAUGUGACCGUCAGCGAGCAUGUGGAUGGAAUGUGCAGCAAUCUUGACGAUGAAAAUGCUUGGAGGAGGGGCAAGGUGCUCGCCAAGGGCAUCAUGAACAUCCAGCCAAAGCACUUUCUCUCCGAGAUCAUGACUAUGACUCCAACAGGCAGCAACCUCUUGAAGAAGGUAGCCAGUGCGGCCAGUUUCCUCACUUUCUUCACCCGCAAGUCUCUCUCCCUCUUCAUGGCGCCGUUGACUCCGCUCGAGUACCCAAGCAUGAUGCCCACAGGCUACGUCAACAACACAGCACCAACAAAAUCCUUUGCCAUCUAUGCCGACGAUGGAGUCUGCACUCGUUUGCAUAUGUGGGAGCCAACUCAUUAUCCUGAUAACGACAAAAAGAACAUCAAAAACCUCUUCAUGGUUCCGGGCGCGGCAGUUGACCACCAUAUUUUUGCCCUUCCUACCAUCCGGUAUAACGCCGUCAACUACUUCAGACGUGCCGGUUAUCGCGUGUUCAUCACAGUUCACCGUAUCGGACAGCUCAUGGUUGCAGAGCACAACUGGACGACCUAUGAUGCCCGUCUUGACAUCAAGGCAUGCAUGCAGUAUAUCCGAGAGCACUACGGGAAGGAAAAGAUCUACACCAUCGCCCACUGCAUGGGCAGCGUCGCCCUCUCCACCGGUAUGCUCGACGGCACGAUCCCAACCGACUGGUUCCUGGGUGUCUCCUGCUCCCAAGUCUUCAUGAACCCCAUCUGGCAAACCAUGAACCUGAUCAAGGCCACCACCGGCCCCUAUGACAAGAUCUAUAAGGCCCUCGCCGGUAACUGGUUCAGCUGUAGCACCAGUCGCAACGACAGUUACGUCCAGCAAGCUCUCAACCAGCUGCUGCGUCUCUACCCUCAACCGCGCAAGGAAAUUUGUAAUAACGCGGCCUGUCAUCGCACCAGCCUGGUGUUCGGCCGGUGCUGGAACCACAGCAACCUGAACGAGGCCACGCACCGGCAGAUCGACCGCUUCUUCGGCGGCGUCAACAUGAAGCUGCUCCACCUGCUGAUGAAGCAGGGCGCCGAGGGCCACGUCAUGGCCAACGAGCCCCUGUGCCAGCGCCUCGACACGCCCGAAAACAUCCAACGGCUCAAGGGCAUCCCGUUCCUGCUGUUCGUCGGCCGCGACCAAGCCGUGCUAUCACCAGAGUCGACCGAGCGCACAUACGAGAUCUUGUGUGAUACUUUUGGCAUGGACGACACGAGCUACAAGAGGCGCGUUGUGCCUGGGUAUGGACACCUGGAUGUGUGGAUGGGGCGGAAUGCUUGGAAGGAUGUCUAUCCGUUUGUGAGGGAGGAGGUGGAUAGGGUGUGCAGAGGGGAGACGUACAAGUUUGUGGAGCCACAGGAUGAGUUCAAAGCGAUGGUAGAUUCUGGGGAGUUGCUCCAUUGAGAGCCAUGAUAAGGAGACAAGGGUGACGACCACGGACCUUGAUGAUAACUUUGGAACCAUGGGG